AUGUUGAUUGAUUUAUAUGGCAAGUAUAAGGAUAAAGUUGGAUCGUUGAAAAUUAAAAAUUUGAAGAAGAUGUGGGAAAUAAUUUCUGAAGAAAUGAGCCUUAUCUAUGAAAUGAAAAUCCACCCUAACAAUUGUGAAAACAGAUGGCGUGUACUAGAAAGAAAUUAUAAAAAGUACAUUGAAAACAAAAAUGGCACAGGGAGAGGAAAAAAAUAUUUUGAAUUUAGUGAGGAAAUGGAUAAGUUAUUUGCUCAUAAAAAAAAUGUCUAUCCAGAAAUUUUACUUUCCUCUGAAGAUGUUCAUGAUCCUACUGUUAAUGAUGAAGAUUUGUUUUCUUGUGAAGUGGAAAGUCCUUCAACAUCCAAAGUUGAGGCUUAUGACUAUUUUUAA
Molecule: messenger RNA, 390 nt
Organism: Aphis gossypii (cotton aphid)
Lineage: Eukaryota; Metazoa; Arthropoda; Insecta; Hemiptera; Aphididae
Exons: 2
Coding region: 1-390 (129 amino acids)
Source: RefSeq, a predicted model, not a curated record